Messenger RNA from Anopheles marshallii, 672 nucleotides. Its product is annotated as STING ER exit protein. Lineage: Eukaryota; Metazoa; Arthropoda; Insecta; Diptera; Culicidae. The record is from RefSeq and is a predicted model, not a curated record. The coding region runs from base 1 to 672 and encodes 223 amino acids. The transcript is spliced from 2 exons.
AUGCCGAAAGUAGUAUCGCGUAGUAUUGUUUGUUCCGACUCGAAAGACAAGGAAGAAUACAAUGAAACUGGACCGCUUAAUAUAUACUACUGUUUGUGUGGACAAAUGAGUUUAAUUUUAGAUUGUACACUGGAGAAACUACCUCUGAGACAGUUGGAUGGCGCCCGCGUGAUAGACAGUGCACGCCACGCAAACAAAGUGAAUGCAGAUCCGAGCGAAACCGUCUUCAUCCAACGGGAGGCGGGCAUCGAGAAGCAGCAUCGGCUGAAGUGCAAAAAGUGCGGUUUGCCAUUGUAUUACCGGCACAGCAACGAUCCGCAGGUGACGUUCGUCAUACGCCGAGCACUGGUAAAGUGCAAGAGUGAGGCUAAAAUUUCGGAGAUUAUUAAAACGCCAAGCACAAGCCUCAACCCCACGCUGGAACCGAAGAAGGUGAUGGUUACAAAGCACACGAAGAAUAUGGGCAAGUUUAGCUCGGUGACCGUAUCCACCAUCGAUGAGGAGGAAGACGAAAUCGAAGCUCGGGAAGUGGCGGACAGUUAUGCGAACAAUGCUCGCAUCAUCGAAAAGCAACUCGAGCGAAAGGGCGGUAAAACGAACGAAGAUGUAUUGAAGGAGAAAAUCGAACCACCACCACCGAAAAAGACGCGCGGAACAUUGCUCGACACAUAG